AUGCCCUGCAAAUGGCCUUUCAAAUGGCCUUGCAAAUGGCCAGACAUUGUCGGAUGUGCUCAGUGCGUCCCAAUAUGUGGAGGACAGCUUGCCACGGAUGCUCUGCGUCCCAACCUGCGUCUGGGCUCUGCAGUGACGAUCGCUUCAGACCUCGGAGAGAUAUCUGGGGCUUCUUUGUUUCUUACUUUGCUUCCACUCGACCUCUACUCGGCACCCCUCCCUCGUUUUUCUCUCAUCCAUGUCUCAAAUCACAACACCAACCUAGGCGCCUACGUCGUUGUGGAUAUGUGCGUCUUGACCGCUGCUUCUCGAAGAAUUGUUGUGCACCUCCUCGCGUGGAGCGACACCCUCUCCAUAGAGAUAAGAGAAGAAAAGACAGGCUCGUCUAACGGCACCACUCCUUCGAGGGCAACGAAGGUGUAG
Messenger RNA from Sporothrix schenckii 1099-18, 423 nucleotides. RefSeq lists its product as uncharacterized. NCBI's taxonomy places the organism in Eukaryota, Fungi, Ascomycota, Sordariomycetes, Ophiostomatales, Ophiostomataceae. The record is from RefSeq and is a predicted model, not a curated record. The transcript has a single exon. The coding region runs from base 1 to 423 and encodes 140 amino acids.